GUUCUCCAAUCUUCGGUAGCAAGGCUCUCGUCUCUUCUUCUUCCCGCUCUGCUGCUCCGCCCGCUCAGCUACAAACCCCACCCCCAAAUCCAACCCAAUCCCGCGCGAAUGCGAUGGAAUCCUCUACCACCAACACGACCACGCCACCGGCGGCAGCCGCCAGCAAGCGGAGGCGGAAGGCGGCGCUGCCCCUAGGGGAUCUGACCAACCUCCUCCCGAGCACCCCAGCCCCGAGAAACCCUAGCGCCAAGCGGCCCCUCCGGCCGCCGCGCUCCGACGCCUCCGCGUGCACCUCCUCCGCGUCGGCCACGCCCGUCUCCAAGGCCUCUUCCGCCGCCGCUGUUGAGGAGCCGGGUUUGGUGAAAUCGCCCAUCUCGACAAUUUACACGAGUCGAGCGACUCGGGGGAGGAGAAAUCCCACCAGUGUCAAGGCGCCUUUUCCUACUGGAGCAGCAGCAAGUUGCCCCCCUCUUGGAAAAGCUACAAGGGCCAGCAGUUACUCAACUAAGAAAGCCCCAGCAGCUCAGGAUCCUCGUCCUAUUUCAUCCUCAGCUCCUUGUCAUCAAGCUAAAAAGAAGAAGAGGCACUUGGGGGUGGAGAACUCAUCUUCUGGCAGACCCAAGUUACCAGAUGAUUUCGUCGAGAAGCAGAGAGCAUACUUCCAGGAGAUCGACGCCUUUGAACUGCCAGUGGAAGAGGCCUCAGAAACUGACUGACCUGCAUAAAAAAAAUCAAGCCUAUCCGUUGAUCAUGUGCGAUACAGCUGUACAAAAAUGUACUCGCUUGGGUUACUUUUAUGGGAUAACUGCGAGUUAUGAAGUAGGAACAGACAGUCCUUGUAACAUAGGUGGUGUGCUUUAGUGACAACUGAUGCUCAGUUUCGUGUGUUUGUAGUUGUUGUAGUGCGGUAGUAUAAGAUGUUGUGGAGUCAAGUGAUGGCUAGUAUAUGGUUGUGUUAGGACAUGUCCUUGCAAGAUUUUGUGUUUGUUGAGGGAGCCAUGUCCUUGCAAGUUUGUUUCUCCAAUGUAUGUACAUUGAGCUAAGAUGAUGUAACGAAUGAAGUUAUCCAGCAGUUAUAUCUUCAAAUA
Messenger RNA from Triticum aestivum (bread wheat), 1088 nucleotides. RefSeq names its product putative GPI-anchored protein pfl2. The transcript is spliced from 4 exons. The record is from RefSeq and is a predicted model, not a curated record. Bases 114 to 716 code for a protein of 200 amino acids. Lineage: Eukaryota; Viridiplantae; Streptophyta; Magnoliopsida; Poales; Poaceae.